Menidia menidia (Atlantic silverside) is the source of this 990-nucleotide messenger RNA. NCBI's taxonomy places the organism in Eukaryota, Metazoa, Chordata, Actinopteri, Atheriniformes, Atherinopsidae. The record is from the annotation of a GenBank genome assembly.
AUGAAGGGAAAUGAAUUCCCUUACAUAAUAAAGCUGUUCCUGUCUGGUAGACCUGUCGGUGUGUCCCCUCAUGCACAGCAGCCUGGGCAGCCUCUGCAGGAACAGGCUCUUUACCCAGGGGGCCAUGGGGUGGUAGGUGGCCGAGGAGCGGUGGUGGACGUUGAUGACAAAGACGGUGACGAUGAUGGAGAAGGUGACGAAGAUCAUGAUGAAGAGCAGGUGAUCCCUCUAAUUGGAGAGUACCUGCUCUUCAUCAUGAUCUUCGUCACCUUCUCCAUCAUCGUCACCGUCUUUGUCAUCAACGUCCACCACCGCUCCUCGGCCACCUACCACCCCAUGGCCCCCUGGGUAAAGAGCCUGUUCCUGCAGAGGCUGCCCAGGCUGCUGUGCAUGAGGGGACACACCGACAGGUCUGUGGCCCAGAAGCCCUCAAAAUUAAGCUUUUUUGAACACAGUGAGCGACACGAGAACCGAGGUGGAGAGGGAGAGUUUCUCCCCUUCAUCCGAGGGCAAAUAAAACACCAGCACGGUGAGGAAGGACAGGCCGAGGCACGGGAUGAUCAGGAAGAGGGUGUAGAACAGGGGAAGCCUCUUCAGGAUGAAGGAAUAGGUGACGAAGGGGUACCAGUAGACCCCGUCCCUCCGGCUCCCCUUCACUCCGGUGGCGUUCAGGAUCUCCCACUCGCCGUUGUCGAAGAAGUCUUUUCGGUCCACGUAGUGGUCCACCAGCACCAGGUCCACCAUGUUCCCGUCGUAGGUCCAGGAGCCGAACUUCAUGGAGCAGUUCUGCCGGUCGAAGGGGAAAAAGGUGACGUCCAUGGUGCAGGAGGACUUGUAGCUGGCCGGCGGGGUCCAGGUGAUGGUGCCGUCCCACCGCACGAUGGCUUUGGUCAUCAGGGAGCCUUCAAAUCGACCGUCAGCACUGGAGGAAAAGAAAAGAAAACAGAAAACGAGGAGUUUAGCAAACAAUUGGGUUACUCAGAAGCAUAA